GAGUAGUCCAUGGCUAUACUCUACAGACAUCGGCUGCCCGCUGCGACUUGGGUUUGUUUACAUCUAGAGUUUAACCGGUUACUGUAUCAAGAUUUCCACGUGUGUUUUUUUAGUAGGCCAAGUAGUGUUAUGAAUUACAUGUCCAAAAACUAUUCUAAUUAAAGCUGUAAAUCACUAUAUGAAGAAUUAUGUCACAAUUGAUAAAGCUAUCGGCUAUUUUUCGGCAAUGGCCAUCAUUCCUGAUUCGUGCUGAACGUUGCGAAGCCAAAAGUGCAGUUAAAAAUCUAACCAACACGUCGAAAUUUUCUACAAAACAUGCUUGGGAAAUUGAUACAAAUGUGGGCAGAGAUGUAGUUCUAUAUGCCCACCAUAAUCCCCGGUUUCAUAGGUUACUCAACCUCUUUGCACUGACACAGCUUGGAUUCUGGUUCUACCUUGCAGAGUUCUCUGUGUCCACAUUAAGAAAUGUUCCAGUCCCUAAGGAAGAAUCUUCCAAUUCAAAUCUACCAUGGUACCGUUCAAUAAAUUUAGGAGAGAACAAAUACAGAAGAGGCAUAACAGCUAUGUGUGUGGCUCUUGGAGUUCUAAUUCUGGGAGGUAGCUGGAUGUUUUCCUUAAAAUCUGUCAAAAAUAUUAUAUUGAGGAAGGGAGGCAAUAAUGUAACAAUCAUUACUUAUGCUCCAUUCAAUAAAAUGAGAUAUGUGGAGGCGCCGCUCAAAACAUGAGUGCAGCGCAGUCGCGAAGCCGAGCAACCGUCUCGUUACCGCUGAAAGUCAAAGGCAAUAUGGGCUAUUUCGUGAUCGACAUGAAGGGGGAAUUUAAAAACAUCCCCCUUUUUGACGCUACAGUAGGACUGAAACGUAUAUUAAGUAAGUGAUUAAAACCGCAUCACUCCCUCUCCUGUGUUGUUAUAGUCGCCACCAGAGUAAUAAACAACAGCCUCCUUCUCCACCGCAA
Daphnia pulex (common water flea) is the source of this 957-nucleotide messenger RNA. Its product is annotated as transmembrane protein 223-like. Gene Ontology annotation, biological process: nervous system development. Gene Ontology annotation, cellular component: mitochondrion. The record is from RefSeq and is a predicted model, not a curated record. Bases 189 to 725 code for a protein of 178 amino acids. The transcript is spliced from 3 exons. NCBI's taxonomy places the organism in Eukaryota, Metazoa, Arthropoda, Branchiopoda, Diplostraca, Daphniidae.